This is a messenger RNA of Micromonas commoda, 757 nucleotides long. RefSeq lists its product with no specific name. The transcript has a single exon. NCBI's taxonomy places the organism in Eukaryota, Viridiplantae, Chlorophyta, Mamiellophyceae, Mamiellales, Mamiellaceae. Bases 1 to 663 code for a protein of 220 amino acids. The record is from RefSeq and is a predicted model, not a curated record.
AUGCUCGAUCAAUCGCCACGGAGCAGCCCCCCGCGGGGCACGACGUGCCGUCACUCCGCGACGAGCGGCAUGGGCCUCGUCGCGGAUUACGAGAGCGAUUCCUCCGACGACGAGGACGAGGAGUAUCCGGACGCGGGUGGUAAGGUGGUGCUCCUCGCCGACGUCGACGAUGCCGGUGAGGAGCGCGGUACCAAGAGGGGCCGCGCCACCGGCGAGGAUGAGAUCGAGGAGACGGUGGAGUUCCCGCAGCACAAGUCCUCCAUCGUGACCGCGAGCGCGGCCGACAUCGCGCGCGAGACGGGAGCCGAGCUGGAGUACAUCGCGGGCAAGUUCGACGCCAUGGCCAGGGUCCGCGGCAUCGUCGCGAGGCUCGUCAUCCGGGGCACGGACGCGCAGGUGGCCGCCGCGAGGCGCGAGACGCAGGCGAGGCUCGACGCCAACGCCGCGAACCUCGAGCGCGUGGUGGGAGAAGACGGCGAGAGAGCGUACGUGUUCGACAAGAGGAAGGCGCGCGCGGGAAGCGACGGUCACGACGCGAACGGGAAGAGAAAGGGGCCGCGGAUCAAGCCGGAGUUCGACUGGAGGCACAGCGGAGCGGGUUGGGACAACGGCGGGCUCGUCGGCAGCGAAGGCGCGCUCGGGUCGCACUGCACCUGGAGAUGAGAUGAGUGGUGUAUCCGAUAGAUUGGGCGACACUCGAGCGAGCAGCGAGUUUCCGACGUUUCGUCGUUGCGAUCAUAAGUAAGAUUAGCGCUAA